UUUUACAAGCUAGCUCGAAUUUCAGUUAAAACCACCAGAGAGAGACAGUGUCAAAAAAUUUCAAUUUUAUUUUAUUUAUUUUCCAAUUUCUAUUAUUUUCGUUAAUUAAUUUCGCAAUCCCGCGCAAUUUUUCUCUCCUUCUCCAUCUAGGGCUUAUACUCAACUUUCUCCCAAUUUUCAAUUUCGUCUUUCUCUAUGUCACCCUAAUUCUCGAAAUAGCGGUUUCAGAAUAUUCGGUUACGAUGAACGAUGAGAAGAAGCCUUCAUCGUCGUUCGUGAAAAUAGGCGACCGGCAAUUGUUUACGGUGGAGCUCCGGCCAGGAGAGACCACCAUAGUAUCAUGGAAGAAGCUGUUGAAAGACGCCGCCAAGUCGAACGGAUCCGCUUCCACAUCUCAACACUCCCGGCCGGAGGCUUUUCCGGGGCAACCUGUUGAGGUUGAGGAAAAUGAUGAAGCUCAGCCACACCGUUUCAGUGCUGUGAUAGAGAAGAUUGAACGCCUUUACAUGGGUAAGGAUAGCAGUGAUGAUGAGGAUCUGCCUGAUGUUCCUGAUGAUGAUCAGUAUGAUACUGAAGAUUCUUUUAUAGACGACGCUGAGCUGGAUGAAUAUUUUCAGGUUGAUCAUUCCAAAGUCAAACAUGACGGAUUCUUUGUAAAUAGGGGGAAAUUGGAACGCACUGAUGAACCUCCUGUAAUACCCAACCAACAACCAAAGAAAAGGCGCAGAAAAGAUAUAGUGAAGAAUCCAGGUAAAAAUAUUAAUGACCAUGGAUCAAAUAAACAUAUAAAAGUGGGCAAGGCAGCAUCUGGGAAAACAACUUCCCUACAGGCAAGGAAUGUGUGUAAUUCCUCACAGAAUUUGGCUGUACCCAAUGAAGACUAUGAAGACUUGAAAAUUCAUAAUCAAUCAGAUAUCUAUGGAGUUAGUUCCAAAAAGAAAAUUGCUGAUACUAAACCCAUAUUAGUCUCUGCUGUCUCUUUGAAAACAUCGAGUGAUGAUGUCCCUGCUGCCAUGUCAGAAGCCAAAGAUGCUGAUAAGAAGAUAGGAACUUUUCAAUCUAAGAACACAAGUGAAUCAUUUGACGUAUCUCAUCAAAAGUACCAUGAAAAAGGUGCUUAUGUACAAUCCAAAUCCCAACCUGGAAGACCCUCGAAGAGUAUUGAUAAUUUAGAAAAUAGCGGUCGGUUGAAAGAAAAAAAUGGUAUGCGUCAACUUCCGGAUCUUAACCUGUCUGUGGGAAAGUCUGCUACUAAAGCAGCAAAAUCUGAAUACAUGCACAGGAAAGAUGGGUCUAGUGCUAGGCCAAAAUCUUCGAUGCUUGAGAAGACUCUGUGCGAGUUAGAGAAAAUGGUUGCAGAGUCAAGGCCCCCUGCAGCGGACCAGGAGGCCGAUAAUACAUCCCAGGCAGUCAAAAGGAGGUUGCCUAGGGAAAUAAAGCUAAAGCUUGCUAAAGUGGCUAGACUAGCGGCCAGCCAUGGGAAAGUAUCAAAAGAGUUGAUUAACCGCCUUAUGAGUAUUCUUGGGCACUUAAUGCAACUCAGAACAUUAAAGGUAUUGCAUAUGCUAAAUAUAAACAGAUAACCCUUCAGUCUCAGUUGUGCCCAAUUCCAACUUCUGUCUCCCCCUGCCCCUCUUCCAGCUGAUAUAUACUAUUACAGUCCAGAAAUUAUUGGUGUUAAGAUUUGAGCAUGCCUGUUUUUUUCUGAAAUCCCCUGUCCAGAGUUGCUGCAUUAUAUACAACUUUUUUAGUUUAAUUGUUGGAAUGUAAUUUUAGAAUAAUGGAAAUAGACUUUGAUUAGAACAUUCUUGACCUAACCACAUGCAUUCUUAAUUUUGAUUAUGGACUGAGUGACUUUAUUGCGAGAAUGUGACUUGAAAAUAAUAGAGAUAUGCUUUCAGUUUCAGUAA
Messenger RNA from Lathyrus oleraceus (garden pea), 1910 nucleotides. RefSeq names its product ubinuclein-2. The record is from RefSeq and is a predicted model, not a curated record. Gene Ontology annotation, biological process: chromatin organization. Gene Ontology annotation, cellular component: nucleus. The transcript is spliced from 8 exons. The coding region runs from base 243 to 1583 and encodes 446 amino acids. NCBI's taxonomy places the organism in Eukaryota, Viridiplantae, Streptophyta, Magnoliopsida, Fabales, Fabaceae.